AUGGAGAGGAGACAGGCGGGCGGGAAUUUGCUGGACUCUAUGAAUUCUGCAUCAGUGCACGUGAACGACCUUCCAGCUGAGUUCCCCCGUUUUCCACCGCAAACAAUUAGCACGGGCGUUGCUUCUCAGAGUCACCGCAAAAAGUCACCGGCUUCGGGACCCCCGAUGAACGGGAGUCAUUCUUUUUCUCGUCAUACAAACACAGGAACUGUACCUGCCAUACCGCGCGCCCCACGGCGGUGCCGACUUACAAACAACGCACCAUUCCCGGACCCCGCCUGCGUGGACUGCCAAAGGCAUAGCUGCUCAAGACAUUCAGGCGGCAGCACGUUGGCGGGGGGAGUGGAGCUGCAGAUUGAAGGGCUUACGCGCUUCGUUUGGCGGUGUAUUUACUUUUUAUGGUUGGCAGCCCUUGUCGCCGGUAUAGUUUUGCAAUCCUUGCCCUCUAUUACAUGGAGGGUGCUGGACAUCUGUGGAAGGGAUGCGCCUGAUAUGUGGAAAUAUGGGACAUGGAAUAGCAACUGUGCGACCAUAGAGCUGGAGGACAGACACACCGAUACCUACCGUGUUCAGUGGAAUGGGCGACCAUAUUCUGUGGACUUUGGUGACCCGUUGCUGCGGUUCCGUAGCCUCGUAAUUAACCUGGCCAGUCCUGACGACUGGGAGGUUUUCCAUCCUGACGAGCGCAGGUUCACACUGAGGGUUGCGAUUCCCUUUAUGGAGGAGAACAGCAACUGGUCUACUGCCCCGUUGCCGAUAGUGUGCCGUCGUGGGGACGAUCGAUGCGUUUACAUAAACCUGCCGCCGGGUGCGGUUUUGAAUGACACUGGUGGAGGACGCGUGUCUCUAUCUCUUAGCGAUGUCCCCGGAAGUAUCGCUCGAAAUAUAAAUAACUCAGCGGUUGGUAUCCUUUUUCAAGGGCGUGCUUACGCCCUUACAGUGUUGAUUUGGCGCUACAUAGCCCUUACAAUAACGGUUUUGCAUGCUAUACGGUUCGUAGUGAACCUGAAAUACAACAACAGCCUCUAUGAACAGUGGUGGGUUUUGGUGCUGCUGUUGGCGUCUGUGUUGUAUCUCAACCCCCUCACCGCCCUUGCCAUAUCUCCAGAUCGGCUUCCACUGCCGCUGGAGUUCCUUGAACUUCACGUACCAUGGUGGUUUGUAGCGGUGGUGGUGAGCUAUAUGUUUUCUGUUAUUACUGCGUCCAUGCCGCGCGCUGCGAAUCCCACGAAACAGGAAGGCGCUAAAAACCUGGGAUGCCUUAGCCGCAUGAAGGCCUGCUUCUGCCGCAGCCGCAGCAUAUAUGACCCUCCGUUGUGGACGAAGGUAGUGGGAGUGCUUUUUAUCAUUAUAGCCAUUGGGCUUGACAUAGCAGUGGCCUGGCGGUGCUGCUCUGCAACGCUACAUGGGAGGGGGUCGGGUAAGAAAAUCUACAUUUACCUUCUCUGUUCUCUUUUCGGCUUUGGGUCGCUGGUCUGUUGUAUUAUGCUCUACCGUCUACGUCGGAGCAUGUCAAAGAAAUCAUACCUGGAUUCGAGACCUCAGCAACUUGCCUGCCGUGUUUUCAUGUUUAUGUUCUUUACGGCCAUCAUUUUCAGUAUUACACAAUUCGCUCUGUUUUACGUGCUCGAUUUCAGAAUCCCGGGUAUGUUGGCGUGGCAACCACUUAUACAGCUACCGGCGUUGUUGGUAUGGCCAGUUUUGGUCAAUGUCAUGACUCUAAUAUACACUACCCGUCACCGCCCAGAGACGGUUCCCGUUCAUCCGCGAGACACGCGCUGGAAAGAAAGUGUCUGGCCUGACGAUUGGUACCGAUGGCUUGUUCGCCAUGGCGGCAGCAUGUACAUUUUUCAUACAGAGAAGGAGGAGGCCUCCUUCAAUUGGAAACAACUGGAGUACCGCGUACGGCGGUACCUUGUGAGGUUAAAGAGAAGGGGUAGUGUGCAUAACUUAUCUCUCCUUCUGCAGAGCAUACCCAAUGACUCUUCAUCUCCACCGGUUGAGGGGCCGAGUGACCCCUCGAUAAAUUAUACCAUUAUGUGCUCCGUUCACUCCCGUCCCCAGGAUAUAGAGUUCUGGAAGGGUCUGAGAGAGUCGAUUUGUAAUCGAGGCGCAGCCGAGAUUGUCAACAUGGACAUGACGUCCACGUGCUUCCUACCGUACGUUGAAGCAGGGAGGGAAAACGAUUUGGGGCCCGAGAGACCGUCAGGCGCAUCCCAAGUGAUGAGACAAAAUGUUGGCAGGGAAGGAGGUGGGUCCCGAGCUCCGCUGCUAGAAAACGAUGGGGGAGCUCUCAACGGUUCCGUGGCGUUGAGGUUGAGCUCCACCACCGGGGAUGCACCUCCCGGUGACGGGGAGCGUCGUCUGGGGUCUGUGGAUGAUCAUUCAGAGGAUAGCGGCGACGAUGGAGGGUCAACUAAUAACCCAAAGAGUGUGUGGCAAGCACUCCGUGGUGUAAUUUCCGCGUCGGUGAGGGGAGCCGGGAGGAACUUAUUCGAACGACCUGCUCAUGCGUUUGAGCGUGCCGAAACCUAUCUUUUGGAUGCUGUUCAGCAAAGGAUGCACGAACCCCUGUACCUCCCGUUUUUCAAUCUUGAGACAGCCAUUGACUGCUUCAACAUAGCGUUUGAAUCGUACAAUUGGAAGGGACAGUCGCACGCCCGGGCCCAAGAAAGAAAGGUUGGAACCUCGGGCCGCUGCCGCGGCUCUUCAAACUACCGUUCAAAUGCUCGCGAAUCCGCUGCUUACCCCCGGGAAACGGACCCAGACGCGUGCAGCACGUCGCAAGGUGAUGUUGAGAUGCGCAAAUUUUGCCCUAGUACAGAACAACAGUCUGUGGCAGCCACUCCAGACCAUAACGGGACGCCCACUAUCGAUGUGGAACAAUACGGUUAUAAGCCAAUCGCUGUGUUUGAGGCACUUGAUGUAGUGGCUGUUUGUGCUGUCAUGGACACUGAAUUUUUGCACCAUCGUGGCAAGGCCCCUCGAAUCGUUAUCGCAUUCCGAGGAACAGCAAAUAUGAGCAACGUGAGGGAGGACAUCAAGAUGCGCCGCCGUGCUUGGGAUGAAAUGAAGACCGAUAGGGACAAUGCGUCUCUGAAGUCGAGUUGCUGCUGGGAACCAACGGUCCACUCCGGAUUUUUGGAGAUCUGGGAAGCACACCAAACUUCUAUUGAAGAAAAACUUGGCGGGUUCUUAAAGGACAAUUCUUCCACUGUUUACCGUGUGUUUUGCACGGGCCACAGCAUGGGGGGUGCUGUGGCUUGUCUUUGUGCCUACAGUGUGCGGCGUAUGCUGCGGGAGAUAGAAUACCCCUUGGAUGAGGUAACGGUUUACACGUUUGGUCAGCCCCCGAUGGGGAACGCAGCGUUUCAAACCGCUUACGACAAGGCGAUUCCCCGAACGUUUCGUGUUGUAAACGAGAGUGACACAUUUGCAACGUUCCGGCUUUACGGCACGCAAGUUGGCACCGAAGUGGAUAUUAACCGCCAUGGCAAUUACAUCUGUAAGCCCACGUAUAUGGAGCAACGGUGCCACCCAAUGAAGAAUAAGGUGUUUGGAAUCGAGGGCCAUCAGGUGAAGUCUUAUGCCCGCUCGCUCAAUGCCUUGGCGCUCGACACAUCCUGCAAGAUACGUGCUUCCGGCGAUCCAGAGGCGUCAUAUGUGGCCGAGCCUGGACGCGAGCCGGAUGCCAUGUAA
This is a messenger RNA of Trypanosoma brucei brucei TREU927, 3699 nucleotides long. Its product is annotated as lipase domain protein, putative. Bases 1 to 3699 code for a protein of 1232 amino acids. The record is from RefSeq and is a predicted model, not a curated record. The transcript has a single exon. NCBI's taxonomy places the organism in Eukaryota, Euglenozoa, Kinetoplastea, Trypanosomatida, Trypanosomatidae. Gene Ontology annotation, biological process: lipid metabolic process.